AGUGGUAGCGCGGGGACUGGCUGGGAAGCGGUCGGUCGAGUGUGGCCUGUGUGGACUCGCAUCUUGCCCGAAGCCGGGCGGAGGAGAGCUCAAGCUAAGGGUGAUCAGCCCAUGACCUAAACCUCCAGACAAAAUAAAACGGAAAAUUUGCUAGAAUCAAGAAUGAUGGAUCCAUGUUCAGUUGGAGUCCAGCUUCGUACUACAAAUGAGUGCCAUAAAACCUACUAUACUCGUCACACAGGUUUUAAGACUUUGCAAGAAUUGUCAUCAAAUGAUAUGCUUUUACUUCAACUUAGAACUGGAAUGACACUUUCUGGGAACAAUACAAUUUGCUUUCAUCAUGUAAAAAUUUACAUUGACAGAUUUGAGGAUUUACAGAAGUCAUGUUGUGACCCAUUUAACAUACACAAGAAAUUAGCCAAAAAAAAUUUGCAUGUAAUUGACUUAGAUGAUGCCACUUUUCUGAGUGCUAAAUUUGGAAGACAGCUUGUACCUGGUUGGAAGCUUUGUCCAAAAUGCACACAGAUAAUCAAUGGAAGUGUGGAUGUUGAUACUGAAGACCGCCAGAAAAGGAAACCUGAGUCAGAUGUAUGUGUAAUAGUCAUUUUUUUCUACAUUGUGAAUUCUACCAUGUAGGAUUUUGCUUAACUAUAAGAAAAUCAUAUUUACAUUAUUACUAAAUUUGUUAGCAUACAGUGAAUUAAAAGGAGGGGUGAAAGUGGAUGAUGUUUCUAAAUAUUAUUCACAUAUACUGAAGGUCAAGAUUGGGGGAUAAAGAAAGUAGGCCUGGGAAAGUAAUAAUAAAAUAUGCCUAAGACUCCAAGCUACAACUUUUAGUGCGAAGACUUUAGGAGUGGGUUUUAGAAUAUUCUGGCCAAGCCAGGAUUUAGUUUCUUUUCUGAUACCAAAGUAACUACACGGGACAUGGCAACCACCAAGGGUCUUUGCAGCAGGAUGACUUCGCCUUUAUAUGAAGGACUUGGAAAUCACUGCUUUAAAAGGAACAUUAGAGAGGGAAGAACUGCUAAAGCUUUGAGGUCAUUACAAUUUACGAAUCCAGGAAGGCAAACUGAAUUUGCUCCAGAAACUGGUAAAAGAGAAAAAAGAAGGCUUACAAAAAAUGCAACCGCUGGUUCAGACAGACAAGUGAUACCAGCAAAGAGUAAGGUCUAUGAUAGCCAGGGUCUCCUGAUUUUUAGUGGGAUGGACCUCUGUGACUGCCUGGAUGAAGACUGCUUAGGAUGUUUCUAUGCUUGUCCUGCCUGUGGUUCUACCAAGUGUGGAGCUGAAUGCCGCUGUGACCGCAAGUGGCUGUAUGAGCAAAUUGAAAUUGAAGGAGGAGAAAUAAUUCAUAAUAAACAUGCUGGAUAAUCUGCGGUACCAAACUAUGGAGCCUUUAAAGGUCUUUAUUUCUAAAAAUCUGUUACUCUAAGAUACAUUUUAAGCUUGAUUAUCAUAUGACAAAGAUUUUAAAACCAUCUCAGUGUGCCCUAAUUUUUCAUCUUGGGUGCUUUAAGAUUCACUAUUUGAUAUAAAUUCAGAUAGGCUAUUUUUCAGUAGUCAGCGUUAAGCCUGUCUGGAUCAAUAUAAACAAGUAGGGUGUAGGCAGUCCUCUAUUUGCAUGUUUCCCAUGGGCACAAAUUUCAGUGACCUAGAUUUAGUUUAAAUACCAGUUUCCUUACCAGGAAGGAAAGAAAACUGGUAAGGAAACUGUUGUUGUUAAAAUCUAGGUUAAAAUUUUAGUUAGCACAUUGUAACUGAGUAAUUACAUGAAGUACAAACCUCUCUGCUAGCUCUUCAGUCUACAAAUCGCUAUGUAAAUAACAGAUAUGCUUCAUGAUUGUGACCAGUCAUGUUAUUUCUUUCAAAUUCUUCCAGUGGUUUGUCCCUGUGCAUCUGUUAAUUCAGUUCACGUACAGCAGAGCAUGUAGUUAUGCUGUCUCUCUGUCAUCUACUUGACAUUCUAUAGAAGUGAACACUCGAAAGAACUGGUCAACAAAGAUGAAAGUGCAGCAAAGCAAUGAAAAAUGAUAACACUGGAAGUGAAAUUUUAAUCAAACAUAAAUGAAUUUGUAGAAGAAGUCACUGACCAUGGGAAUGUUGUUCUUGCUGCUGUGUAUUCAUAGGAGCUUAGUGAAGGCAAACUUACCAACACAAAUAAGCAAAGUGGUUGCAAUAAAGACAGAUACGUCCCAGAGGAAGUGAUGGUUAAAAAAAAAAAACUUUACAUUAAAAGAUAUUUAAUGUGAAUAUAGAAAUAUUUCACAACAUUGAAAGCACAAGCAAUAAAAGGGUGGAAGCUGACCCAAACUUAGAAGGAGUAUGGCAGUUUGCCGUGAACAUAAAAGAUGCUUACUCAGUAUGGUAAGUUACUUGCCAGAAAAAAAGGCAAGCCCUAUUCAAACUACUUUGUUUUUACAAUGAAAUAAAACACUUUAAUUCUAUUUCUAAUGUUUUAAAUUACAGUGUACUAAAUAUUUUUAAACAUUUUUGCAUUUUUUUCUACAUUUAUAACUGGUCUUAAGAGUUUUUAAUAUUUGAGCAGAACCUUAAAGGUCAUGGAACAAUCAUCAUUUUCCCUAUUGAUUAUUAAGAUUGCAGGACCAUUUUUAUGGUCCCACAGUACCAUGUGAAAUGAGGAUCGCUUGUAGCUGGGAACAGUGCUUACUUCAGGGAAAACUGAUUUUGAUAGAACCGACUAGUUGAGUAUUAAACUGUUUUGGAAAUAAUUUAUAUAUCUAAGUGCUGAAAUAUAUUUCUCUUCUCCCCACUUAUUCAAAUAAAAAAGUUUUAAUACUA
Homo sapiens (human) is the source of this 2799-nucleotide messenger RNA. NCBI's taxonomy places the organism in Eukaryota, Metazoa, Chordata, Mammalia, Primates, Hominidae. The record is from RefSeq and is a predicted model, not a curated record.